Messenger RNA from Jaculus jaculus (lesser Egyptian jerboa), 7346 nucleotides. It is a transcript of the gene Cdk13, whose product is annotated as cyclin dependent kinase 13. Gene Ontology annotation, molecular function: cyclin binding; cyclin-dependent protein serine/threonine kinase activity; RNA polymerase II CTD heptapeptide repeat kinase activity. The coding region runs from base 39 to 4523 and encodes 1494 amino acids. Gene Ontology annotation, cellular component: nucleus; cyclin/CDK positive transcription elongation factor complex. Lineage: Eukaryota; Metazoa; Chordata; Mammalia; Rodentia; Dipodidae. Gene Ontology annotation, biological process: protein phosphorylation; positive regulation of transcription elongation by RNA polymerase II; transcription elongation by RNA polymerase II. The record is from RefSeq and is a predicted model, not a curated record. The transcript has 14 exons.
GCCGCACCCGCGCCGCGCUCCGCGGCGGGCUCUAGGCGAUGCCGAGCAGCUCGGACACGGCGCUGGGGGGAGGCGGGGGCCUGAGCUGGGCCGAGAAGAAGUUGGAGGAGCGCCGCAAGCGCAGGCGGUUCCUGUCCCCUCAGCAGCCGCCGCUGCUGUUGCCGCUCCUGCAGCCGCAGCUCCUGCAACCGCCGCCGCCCCCGCCGCCGCUGCUCUUCUUGGCUGCCCCCGGCGCGGCCGCCGCCGCCGCAGCCGCCGCCGCCGCCGCGGCCUCCUCCUCUUGCUUCAGCGCGGGCCCCCCCCUGGAGGUCAAGCGGCUGGCCAGAGGCAAGAGGCGCCCGGGAGGGCGGCAGAAGCGGCGCCGCGGGCCCCGCGCCGGGCAGGAGGCGGAGAAGCGCCGGGUCUUCUCGCUGCCCCAGCCGCAGCAGGACGGCGGCGGCGGAGGCGGCGGCGGCGGCGGUGGCGGCGGCGGCGGGGGUGUGACCCCGCCGGCGGAGUACGAGGAUGUGAGCUCCCAGUCCGAGCAGGGGCUGCUGCUCGGGGGAGCCGGCAGCGCGGCAACGGCGGCGACGGCUGCCGGGGGGACGGGGGGCAACGGCGCGAGCCCGGCCUCCUCCUCGGGCACCCAGCGGCGCGCGGAGGGCUCGGAGCGCAGGCCGCGCCGGGACCGCCGCAGCAGCAGCGGCCGCAGCAAGGAGCGCCACCGCGAGCACCGGCGGCGGGACGGCCCGCGCGGGGCGGGCGGCGGGGAGGCCUCCAAGUCCCGCGGCCGCCACGGCCACGGCGGCGACGAGCGGGCCGAGGCCUCCAAGAGCGGCGGCAGCAGCAGCAGCGGCGGCGGCGGCCGCCGGAAGAGCGCCUCGGCCACGUCCAGCAGCAGCGGCGGCCGCAAGGACCGCGACCCCAAGGCCCACCGCAGCCGGACGAAGGCGUCCAAGGAGCCGCCGUCGGCCUACAAGGAGCCGCCCAAGGCCUACCGGCGGCGGCAGCGGUCUCUGAGCCCGCUGGGGGGCCGGGACGACAGCCCGCCGUCCCACCGGGCCUCGCAGAGCCUGCGGAGCCGCAAGUCCCCCAGCCCGGCCGGAGGCGGCGGCAGCCCCUACUCGCGGCGCGCGGCCCGCUCGCCGAGCCCCUACGGCCGCCGCCGCUCGCCCAGCUACAGCCGCCACAGCUCGUACGAGCGGGGCGGCGACGUGUCCCCGAGCCCCUACAGCAGCAGCAGCUGGCGCCGCUCGCGCAGCCCCUACAGCCCGGUGCUCAGACGGUCUGCCAAAUCGCGAAGCAGAAGUCCGUAUUCAUCGAGGCAUUCAAGAUCGCGGAGCAGGCACAGACUGUCUCGAUCCAGAAGCCGUCAUUCUAGCAUUUCUCCGAGCACAUUGACUCUGAAGAGCAGCCUGGCAGCUGAGUUGAACAAGAAUAAAAAGGCCCGAGCUGCAGAGGCAGCGAAGGCUGCUGAAGUGGCUGCCAAGGCUGCCAAAGCCUCUAGCGCUUCCACACCCACCAAGGGGACCACGGAGACAGGUGCCGGUGUGGCGCAGACCAACCACGUGAAGGAUACGAAGAAACUUAAAACCGAGCCUGCACCUUCUCCCCCGAGUGGUGGGACUGUGAAAAAUGACAAGGCAAAAGCAAAGCCUCCUCUUCAGGCAACCAAGGUAGAAAAUAACUUGAUUGUAGACAAAGCCACCAAGAAAACUGUUGUGGUUACAAAGGAGAGUAAAAGUGCUGCUACAAAGGAGGAACCAGUAUCUCUUAAAGAGAAAACGAAACCACUGACACCGAGUGCAGGGGCCAAGGAGAAGGAGCCCCACGUGGCUUUAGUGACUUCCACACUCCCACCUUUACCUCUGCCUCCCAUGCUGCCUGAAGAUAAAGAUACCGAUAGCUUAAGAGGCAAUAUUUCUGUAAAAGCAGUUAAAAAAGAAGUAGAAAAGAAACUCCGGUGUCUUCUUGCUGACUUACCACUGCCCCCUGAGCUUCCUGGAGGAGAUGAUCUUUCAAAGAGUCCAGAGGAAAAGAAAACAGCACCGCAGUUGCACAGUAAAAGGAGGCCCAAAAUAUGCGGGCCUCGCUAUGGUGAAAUCAAAGAAAAAGAUAUUGACUGGGGAAAACGCUGCGUGGAUAAAUUUGAUAUCAUCGGAAUUAUUGGAGAAGGUACUUAUGGACAAGUUUACAAGGCCAGGGAUAAAGACACUGGAGAAAUGGUAGCCUUAAAAAAAGUACGUCUGGAUAAUGAAAAAGAAGGCUUUCCAAUUACAGCCAUUAGAGAGAUUAAAAUUCUUCGGCAGCUAACCCACCAAAGUAUCAUCAACAUGAAGGAGAUCGUGACUGACAAAGAAGAUGCUCUGGAUUUUAAGAAGGAUAAAGGUGCAUUUUACCUGGUGUUUGAAUAUAUGGACCAUGAUCUCAUGGGACUACUGGAAUCAGGCUUGGUUCAUUUCAAUGAAAAUCACAUAAAGUCAUUUAUGAGACAGCUCAUGGAAGGUCUGGAUUAUUGUCAUAAGAAGAACUUCUUACACAGAGAUAUUAAGUGUUCAAAUAUCCUUCUAAAUAAUAGAGGGCAGAUAAAACUUGCAGAUUUUGGACUUGCGCGAUUAUAUAGCUCAGAAGAAAGCCGGCCAUAUACUAACAAGGUCAUUACUUUGUGGUACCGUCCACCAGAGCUGCUAUUGGGAGAAGAAAGAUAUACACCAGCUAUUGAUGUAUGGAGCUGUGGAUGUAUCCUUGGUGAACUCUUCACUAAAAAACCUAUAUUUCAAGCAAACCAGGAACUUGCACAACUAGAGUUAAUAAGCCGUGUAUGUGGGAGUCCGUGCCCAGCAGUAUGGCCUGAUGUAAUCAAACUACCGUAUUUCAACACCAUGAAACCAAAGAAGCAGUAUCGUCGAAAAUUAAGAGAAGAAUUUGUUUUUAUUCCUGCAGCCGCCCUCGACCUGUUUGAUUACAUGCUCGCCUUGGAUCCCAGCAAGCGCUGCACUGCUGAGCAGGCUCUUCAGUGUGAGUUCCUGCGAGAUGUGGAACCUUCAAAAAUGCCUCCACCAGACCUUCCUUUAUGGCAAGAUUGUCAUGAAUUAUGGAGUAAAAAGCGAAGGCGACAGAAGCAGAUGGGCAUGACGGAUGAGGUUUCCACAGUGAAAGCCCCCAGAAAGGACCUGUCUCUGGGAUUGGACGACAGCAGGACUAGCACCCCCCAGGGCGUGCUGCCACCCACACAGCUGAAGCCUCAGGGCAACUCGAGUGCAGCACCUGUAAUAACAGGCCCCGGACAGCAGUUAAACCACAGUGAAUUGGCAAUUCUACUAAACCUACUACAGUCUAAAACAAGUGUUAAUAUGGCUGAUUUUGUCCAAGUGUUGAACAUUAAGGUAAACUCUGAGACUCAACAGCAGCUAAAUAAAAUAAACCUUCCUGCUGGAAUUUUGGCAACAGGUGAAAAACAGACAGAUCCAUCCACACCACAGCAGGAGUCUUCAAAGCCACUGGGAGGAAUUCAGCCUUCUCAGACCAUCCAGCCUAAAGUGGAAACGGAUGCUGCCCAGGCUGCUGUGCAGAGCGCAUUUGCAGUUUUGUUGACUCAGUUAAUAAAGGCCCAGCAGUCAAAACAGAAAGAUGUGCUACUAGAAGAGAGGGAAAAUGGGUCAGGACAUGAGGCAUCAUUGCACCUCAGGCCACCUCCAGAACCUAGCACGCCAGGAUCUGGACAAGAUGGCCUCGUGCAGCCCCAGGACAGAAGACUGGGACUGACGCCAGAAGCAGACCGGCCUCGGAUCCUGCCUCCUGAUCAGCGGCCUCCUGAGCCUCCUGAACCACCCCCAGUCACUGAAGAAGACCUGGACUAUCGGACAGAAAGCCAGCAUGUUCCCACCACUAGUUCUUCCCUGACUGACCCCCAUGCUGGCGUGAAGGCAGCUCUGUUACAGCUGCUUGCUCAGCAUCAGCCACAAGAUGAGCCUAGGAGAGAAGGUCGCAUUGAUUACCCCCCCUCAGACUGCAAGGACGACUUUGGAUCUUUCUCUUCGGCUCCUUAUGUGAGCACCGAUGGCCUGGGAAGUGCUUCUGCCAGUACACCACUGGCACGGCGUGGCUUCGUUGGGAACUCGGAUGCCCAGUCUCUGGAGAGCUGCAGUGCUGCUCCAUCUCACACUGGGGGCCCACCUCAACCUUCUGCCUUUCCUGAGUCAUUUCCCAGUUCAGUAGCUGGGUAUGGAGACAUUUACCUCAAUGCUGGUCCCAUGUUGUUUAGUGGAGACAAGGAUCAUAGAUUUGAAUAUAGCCACGGUCCUAUCGCAGUCCUGGCAAACAGCAGUGACCCCUCCACAGGACCAGAGAGCACUCACCCUUUGCCAGCAAAGAUGCACAACUAUAACUAUGGUGGUAAUUUACAGGAAAAUCCAGGUGGCCCCAGCCUUCUGCAUGGUCAGACCUGGACUUCUCCUGCCCAAGGACCUGGAUAUUCACAAGGAUACAGGGGACAUAUUAGCACAUCAGCUGGCAGAGGUCGAGGCAGAGGGUUACCGUACUGAGUAUCUGUUUUUCCUCAGGCACAUCAUUUUUAUCUGGAAAGACUUUUCUCGCUGCGCCAUAAGGCGGCGAUCCAAGAGACUUGAAUGAUACUAAUUCAGCAACAGCUUUAUUUUUAUGUGGAGGAGGGUCUUGCAUACAAUAGUGAAAAAAGACAAAAAAAAAAAAACACCUUUGCUUAAAUUCAUGCUGUUCUUAAAACUCGCUCUAUUGAUUGUACAUCUUCACAGAUUCUAGUUAACAAUUUUAUUUUGUAUUCUUGCAGUUUUAAGUGGAUGCUAAUCUUGGGGGCAUAAAGUUUUUAUGGCUUCCCGCAGAUCUCUGAACUAUGCACAUUUGUGCUUUUUUUUGUAAGUUUGGACCAACUUUUAUGUAACAACCAACCCUUUCCCACCCCCAGUUUUACAACAAUCAGAAAGGGCACUGAUUUAGUUAGUACUUUUCUUUUUACAAAGCUACCUUUAGUCCAAGGUCACUGUCAGUCUUUGCACCUGCUCCCAGUGUUAUUGUGAAAGGCGAACUUUGUGCUCAUUUCAGAAAAUAAAACACAACCUUUCUCUUGAUGCAACAGUUUUAUAUAAAAAAUGGUCAAUGUUAUUUUUGUUUUAUUUUGCAGAUUACCAUAACUUGGGCAAAAUGCAUUCAAAUGAAAUAGUAAAUAGUGGUUUUAUAUGAAAAUAUGGGUAGGGUGGGGAGGGUGAAGUAAGUGCCUUAGCAGGUAAGCUGAAGGUGUGAAAAAGUAGCUAACCUUAUACCCAUUUGUCUUCUAAAGGAAAUAAAUGCAUUUACUGCAGAGGAAGGAGGCCCUCAACCUGUAAUCUGUCUGGUCCCUUGUCUCUGUGUGUCACACUAUCUUCUUUUCUGCCUGCCCGUGGGCUGUGUUAACUUUUACUACAUGAACGCAAAGAAAGGGAGCAGUGCAGCUCUGCAGUCCAGGACCUUUUGAUACUUUGGAGGGGUUAAGUGCUGAAAGUAAUAGCUAAAUUAGAAGUUCAGAGUGGUCUUUUCUGGCUGCGUAUCGACCCUGUUUCUACUUGGAGGGGUGGGAGUUUAGAAGCAAGAACUGGUAACAUAAUUUGCAUAAAUAUACUGAGGCUCUUGGGAAGAAGGUGGCCAACACUGUAUUUUAAGUUGUGCAGUUAUCACUUUAAGAAAGUUAGCUCAUUAAGUAGAAUUUAUUGAAGCAAAAGAAAAGCAGUAAGAGAGAGCAUCCUACCUUCCUCACUUCUAUAAUGUUUACUAUGACAUCUGCCAGACUUAGAUCAGUGUGGGGUCAUUUUAACAUGUUCUAUUCAAAGCAACAAAAUGUAAUUGUAGUAUUGUCAAAUUUCACUAAUGUUGUGUGUUCACACACAAAAUACACAAUUACAAUAAUUCUAGAAAGGAACCAAAGUAAACCCAUGUUUCCAUCAUCACUCAAUGGAGAAGUAGAUUCUAGGAAAUUAAAGUGUGUCAAUUAACAGUUUCAGCUAUCCUAGUGACUUUUUAAAUUGGACACUUAAAUUGGAACAGUGGUUAUGGAAUGAAAAUUCCUCUACUUCUAAAGCCAGUGCCCUCUUUCUGACUUGUGAGCCUACAUUAGGAAAUAAUAUUAUUUGGUAACAGGAUAUUUUAAAGAAGAUAAUUUGCAACUUCACUAUUAUAAAAUGAGUUGUCAAUUGACCAUUUUAUUUUUUGAUGGAAUUUUUGUUGAUAAGAACAAAAUUAUUGGAAGAAAAAAUAUUUUUCUUUUAUCUGAAUAUUGAGUACUAACAACUUACAAUAAAACUGCAUUACAGAAAGUGAAAUAUUUUGAAACUUAGCAAAGUAGCUAUAGUAGUCAAGUCUCUGAAAUCCUAAUAUGGUAAGUCUUAGAGCCUUAGACUUUACUAUAAAGUGACAGCAUCUACAUCAUUCUCACAGUCACACCUGGCCACGUCUGCUGGCCACCAACAGCUAACCUAAAAUUGAAAAUAUUUAUGUGACAUGAAUAGCCUGUUUUAAAAAUUAAAUAUUUUAUAUAAAAUUGAAUUGUGUUUGGAUAGUUUUUGUAAAAGCAUUUCAGUUACAUAUUUAUGUUGGGACAGUGGCUGGGAGGGCAGGGAAAUUGUGGGUUUUAAAAUGGAAAUUUGAAGUAUACCUUUUAAUAUUCUAAAUCUUCUAAGACAGUAUUGCUUUUGAAUUCAUACUAAUACCUGAUGUACCCCAGAGAAGAAAAAGAUGUUACUACUCAAACCAUAACACAAUGUUAAGAUGCCAUCAAUUGUAAGAUAAUUGCACAUUGGAAAGUGGUGUUAUAUGAACAAGUGUCUUAUAAUUGAUGAAAUAUGGUAGUAAAAACUGUUAACACAGCCCUGUAUAACACUUAGUACCUUAAUUUACUGAAUUUUGAUUAAUAAAAGAGCAGAAUUGGAAAACCACUAAUUCUUUAGGGUAUAAUAACUACAGCAAUCACUGAGUAUUUGUGGGUGUUAAUUAAAAUAUUCCAAUUUUUGGGAAGAAGCAAAUCAAUGGCAAAUAAUGGAAAUAGAUUGACCUAUGAAAAAGAACACAUGUACCUUCUUCCAGGUGAAAUUCUCUUGUGUGUGUCCUGACACAGCAAGUUUCUCUGCAUGGAACUCGAUGUUUUCCAAGUCCUCAGUCAUUAUCUGUUGGAGAAUUGAAAUUUUAAAGUAAUAAUCCUAGGGGGUUUAUUGAUUAAAGUAAUUUGUGGGAUGUAAAUUAAUGUAAUAGUUUUAACUGUGAUUCUACGUUUUAUUCUGUUAGCAAAUAUAUAUUCAGUGACUAACAUGUGCCAGUUCUAGUCCUUGGGAUGUAUUAAUAAACAUGAAAGCUAUUUAAUCCUG